Canariomyces notabilis is the source of this 1367-nucleotide messenger RNA. RefSeq lists its product as uncharacterized. Lineage: Eukaryota; Fungi; Ascomycota; Sordariomycetes; Sordariales; Chaetomiaceae. The coding region runs from base 257 to 1126 and encodes 289 amino acids. Gene Ontology annotation, molecular function: acetylpyruvate hydrolase activity. The transcript is spliced from 6 exons. The record is from RefSeq and is a predicted model, not a curated record.
CAACGGCGAAUCAAUUCGAGUAGCGCGGCCGCUGUGGUCCUCAAACUGGUACAUUUACUACAUUGCUGGCCAGCAACUUUAAAGGCAGGGGAUAGAAACGUCACCUGCGAUCUCGGGAGUCUUAUUUAAGUCCCGACGGCCACAGACUACAAGUCCAUUGAUCAAUUGGCGUGCUGUUGUCCCGUUCAAGGCCCUUCCUUCUACCUGAAUGCCAUUCUUGCGUCAAUUCAGCACAAGCAGCGCCAGAAUCCUGAAAAUGUCGUUCGAUCGUAUCGUCCGCUUCGUGCCCAAGGGCGCUAGCAGUGUUCUUAUCGGCGAGCCAGUUGACAGCUCCGUCGACGUCGGCGCUGCGGUCCGCAAGGGCGAGGAUGUUCAGGUCAAGGUGUUUAGCGGAAAGUCGGUGCUGGACGCUGGCUCGCCGACGGGUGAAACCGCUGUCAUCGACCGAAUUCUCUCCCCUCUAGCGCAGGAGGAGGUUGGGACCAUCAGAUGUAUAGGGCUGAACUACAAGAGACAUGCAGAAGAGGCCAAAAUGACCAUUCCGGAAAUCCCGACUCUCUUCCUCAAGCCUGCAACCUGCCUCGCGGACCCGUGGCCAGCGCCGACCAUCAUACCCAAGCACACCAUCGCCAGUGACUCGGCCGACUACGAGUCGGAGCUGGCCGUCGUCCUCGGCAAAGACGCCAAGAACGUGUCCGAGGCGGACGCCCUCGACUACGUGCUCGGGUACACGGCCAGCAACGACAUCUCGAGCCGGGCGUCGCAGUUUGCCCAGUCGCAGUGGUGCUACUCAAAGGGGUUUGACGGGGCGUGCCCGCUGGGUCCCGUCCUCGUGUCCAAGAAGUUGGUGCCGGACGUGGGCCAGCUCAAGAUGAGAGGGUUGAAGAAUGGGAAGGUGAUGCAGGAGAGCCCGUUGACUGACCUGAUUUUCUCGGUUGCCCAGACCGUAAGCUUCUUGUCGCAGGGAACUACACUGCCCAAGGGCACCGUCAUUAUCACCGGCACGCCGGCUGGGGUCGGCUUCGCCAAGAAGCCGCAGGAGUUCCUGCACGACGGGGAUGAGUUUGUGGUGGAGAUUCUGCCGCACAUUGGGAGCUUGUACAACGUGAUGCAAAACGAGAAAUGAAUCCAAAUUGGGAGUCUGUCUGUUUUGUUAAUUCCCACUUCUGAUGUUCAUCAUACACCCCGAGCUCAAGAUAAGACAUGACUUAAUUAGAGUCCCAAAUUCUGCCUGGCUUCGAUGCCAAAUUCUGCCUGCCAUUCUAGUCUAGGAUACUGGGGAGAUGCUCCUUGAUGUACUCAACUACCGCAUCCGGGCCCUUCUCUACUUGCAAGCCCUGUGGCAACGAAAAUGUCUUUAGAUCAGG